CUUGCUGUUUGGGGUUUUAGGCUGGGUUUCUGUACAGCACUUUGAGAUAUCAGCUGAUGUACGAAGGGCUAUAUAAAUAAAUUUGAUUUGAUUUGAAUUAGAGUUAAUGUCUAACCUUAAGAAUUUAGAGUUAAUGCAUGAUCUAAACUGUAACCUUAAAAAUGUGGAGUUAAUGCCUGAACUCAACUUUAGAAUAUUCAAAAUGUGACAUUUGGAACAACUUCUAAUUCUAACGUGAGACUGUGAGAGCUGGUAGGAUCUUUCAUGCUGAAACCCUCAUAUUGGACACAAACAGUAUUUAUUAUAUUUUGGAUAAUGUUUUACAGCUUCGUCAUUGUAGUUCUUUUUUAAAAAUUUUUUAAAAAUUAUUGUAUUAAUUUUAUAUACAAUCCUGAAAGUAAAAAAAAAAAAUCUGGUAGUUAAACGAAAGCUAACUGGACUUGAAACACACACACACGCACACAAGCACCCCUGUCUGCAGUAAAGAUUUGUAGCGGGGGGGGCAGGUCUCCUAUAAGAGAGCUUCCUGCCUACCUGCAGUCAGUCGGUGUUUACUAUGGAGCUGAAUGGUUUAUCAGAGAAGAGCCAGAGAAAUGGGCUGGACAACCAGGCCUUCCACUCUCAGUCUGUCUGUCUGUCACAGGACACUAUCUGCAUUGAUGUGGAAGUUGCUCAUUGGCCAUCAGAGGAUGCAGAAUUCACAGAGGAGCUAAAGAAAAGGUUCCUGGAAAAGAGAAUGGAAGGGAUCCACCGAUAUCUGGAGGAGCACAGGACUAGGAUCAGGCUGGUGUUGGGCAUUGUCUUGGCUGCAGGUUACUUUGCCAUGGUGAUCGUGGCAUGCGUGCUGAACUUGCAGCAUGCUCUGGCCCUGUUGGUGGUGACCCUGCUGGCUGUCUUCUUUCUUCUGUGGGACUGGCUGAUGGGCCGCUAUGGACACCGCCUCUGGGACGCCCUGCAACCCGCCAGGAACACCCUCAACACACACUGGCUCUGGGGCAAAUGGGUGGUGUGUGUGCUGCUGGUGGUGGCAGUGGUGUGCUGGCUGGUGUUUGACACGGCCAAACACCUGUACGUGUCAUGGCGAACUUUACUGUGGGGUGUGGCGCUACAGUUCUGGUUUGGACUCAUCAUCCUCCGAACCAAAGCAGGAUUCACUGCUGUAGACUGGCUGGGCCAUCAAGUGGAGGUGUUUCUGUCCUACACUGGCACUAGCUCUAGGUUUGUGUUUGGCGACAAAUACACAGACCACUUCUUUGCAUUCCAGGUUCUGCCUAUUGUAGUGUUCUUCAGCACUGUCAUCUCUAUACUCUACCACCUUGGCUUCAUGCAGUGGCUCAUCCUCAAGCUGGGCUUCAUAAUGCAGAUUACUAUGGGAACUUCUCCCACUGAGUCAAUGGUCGCCGCUGGCAACAUAUUUGUGGGACAGACAGAAUCUCCACUCUUGAUUCGUCCGUACAUCUCCCAGCUGACCUUGUCAGAGAUCCAUGCCGUGAUGACAGGAGGGUUCUCCACCAUCGCUGGCAGCGUACUGGGAGCCUUCAUCUCUUUUGGGGUUGAAGCAUCCCACUUGCUGACAGCCUCCGUAAUGUCAGCCCCGGCCUCCCUGGCUAUCGCCAAAACCUUUUGGCCAGAGACAGAGAUCCCCAAAGUCACAGCCAAGAAAGGCCUCAAACUGGAGACAGGGAAGAGCAGUAACCUGCUGGAGGCAGCGUCUCACGGAGCAUCCUCCUCUAUUGUCCUGGUGGCCAACAUCGCUGUCAACCUCAUUGCCUUCCUGGCCCUGCUCGCUUUCCUCAAUGGCGCUCUGUCAUGGCUGGGCAACAUGUUCAACUACCCCCAGCUCAGCUUCUCUAUCAUCUGCUCGUACGUUUUCAUGCCUUUCUCCUUCCUGAUGGGUGUGGCCUGGGAGGACAGCUUCAUGGUGGGUGAGCUGAUUGGCUACAAGACUUUCUUCAAUGAGUUUGUGGCCUAUGAGAGGUUGGCAAAACUCAUCAAGAGGAGAGAGGACAGAGGCCCAGAGUACGUGGAUGACGUUAAGCAGUACCUGUCUGUCCACUCUGAAACCAUAGCAACGUAUGCUCUGUGUGGCUUCGCGAACAUCAGCUCUCUGGGUGUGGUGAUCGGAGGCCUCUCGGCUAUGGCCCCAGAGCGGAGGGGUGAUAUUUCCAGGUGUGCCAUCAGAGCUCUUAUCUCAGGCACGGUGGCAUGCUUCAUGACAGCAUGCAUCGCAGGUAUGUUGUAUAUCCCAGAGCUGCUGUGUGAAGACUUCCUGAAGGAAGAGUUUAACUCAACAUUAGUCAUUAACAGCACUCAGCUCCUCACCUGCUGUACUGAGCUCUACCACAGUGUGGUGAGCCCUUCUAACAUGACUCUGGAAGGAAGAUUCAGUAUGGCUUCUCUCAAUGGCUGUUGCGCCAUCCUGUCCUCCCCACACUUCAACUGCAGCCUGGUCUCCCCCUGAGAGCCAGGAGGACAGAAAAUAACGGAGAGAAGAGGAUGGACAGAAAAGGAUGGAAAGAGGAGCAUUGAGAAUGGAAGCACCCUGACCUCUUUCUUGUCACAAGUCAAGCGUAAAAAUUCUGAUAUUGUUUAAGUUUUCCAUUUUGAGGAAAUUUGUAAUGAAAUUACAUGACAUUUACAAUGACAUUUUUUCUAAAUGUAAAGAUAUUAAAGAUAUUUUAGAGCA
Messenger RNA from Salmo salar (Atlantic salmon), 2686 nucleotides. The record is from RefSeq and is a predicted model, not a curated record. Lineage: Eukaryota; Metazoa; Chordata; Actinopteri; Salmoniformes; Salmonidae.